Galendromus occidentalis (western predatory mite) is the source of this 303-nucleotide messenger RNA. Its product is annotated as glycine-rich protein-like. Lineage: Eukaryota; Metazoa; Arthropoda; Arachnida; Mesostigmata; Phytoseiidae. The coding region runs from base 1 to 303 and encodes 100 amino acids. The transcript is spliced from 2 exons. The record is from RefSeq and is a predicted model, not a curated record.
AUGAAUUUCACGGCGAUUAUCGCGGUCUUGGUCAGCACUCUCGCAGUGACAGCUUUCGCCGGAUACGGGGCUCGAAUAAGCUCGUAUGGCUCGCACGUCCAUCAUCCGUAUUAUGGAUCGAGUCAUGUUUACCGCCAUCAGGUUUAUCCCGUCAGCCACGGUCUCGGAUACGGCCACGGUUCGGUACUCGGAUACGGUCAUGGAUUGGGAUACGGCCAUGGAUUAGGAUACGGCCAUGAAUCGGGAUACGGCCAUGGCGUGGCCGCUUACGGCCUCCAUGGUGGCCACGGACUACUAUACUAA